Molecule: messenger RNA, 9285 nt
Organism: Cuculus canorus (common cuckoo)
Lineage: Eukaryota; Metazoa; Chordata; Aves; Cuculiformes; Cuculidae
Gene: ABCB1
Product: ATP binding cassette subfamily B member 1
Exons: 30
Coding region: 440-4309 (1289 amino acids)
Biological process (GO): transmembrane transport
Cellular component (GO): membrane
Molecular function (GO): ATP binding; ABC-type transporter activity; ATP hydrolysis activity
Source: RefSeq, a predicted model, not a curated record
ACCUUGUUAGAAGAGCCUGUAGCUCUGCUGCUUGUGCAGAAUGAAGGCAGACUGCUCUUUUUAUUUUCCACAGGGGUUGCAGCAUAUCUAAUAGAGGAUUUUCCGUCUUUUUGAUAAUAAACUGGACCCAUCUAUGAACCACAUUGAAUAUCCUGUGGAACACAGUCAGCAACGGAGCUUUACUCUGGUGAGAGACACAUAAACAGGCUCGAUGGGUCGUAUUUUUCUGGAUUAGACUUAGAAGAAGAGAAAGGAGGCAAAAUAGUGAAACACUCCUUUUGUGUUAUUUGGUUUCAUUCUCACUACAUAUUCAAGAAUGGGUUCAUGUAUAAGUGUAACAGUUACUUGGAGCAUUCAGCACCAUCUCUAAUAAGUCUUCCAGAGAACUAGACGCAAACCAAGAACAAUCUUCACGGUAGCUAUCUUAAAUAAAUUAAAAAUGCAUUCUGAAGACGAAAAGGGGCACAAGCGUACUGCAGAUGCAAAUAGUCAUGAGAUGACUGCAUCCAGCCAGGGAAAUGAAUCUGAAGACAAACACAAGGAAAAGAAGAAAGCAGAAAAGGCUAAGAUGGUCAGCCCGCUUACACUGUUUCGAUACUCCAGUUGGUCAGAUAGAUUACUAAUGAUACUAGGCACUCUCCUGGCAAUAGUCCAUGGAAGCAGUCUACCUAUUACAAUGAUAAUUUUCGGUGAUAUGACUGAUAGCUUUGUUUCUUCUGGAACUACAAAUGAUACAGGAGACAUGCCUGCAGCAAAUAUGUCUGAAUAUUUUUUUGGCAAGCUGGAAGAAGAUAUGACAAGAUAUGCAUACUACUAUUCUGGAAUAGCAGCUGGUGUUCUUAUUGCUGCUUAUAUCCAGACUUCAUUUUGGACCCUAGCAGCAGGCCGGCAAAUAAAAAAAGUCAGAGAAAAAUUUUUUCAUGCAAUAAUGAGACAGGACAUUGGAUGGUUUGAUGUAAAUGAUGUGGGAGAACUUAAUACGCGUCUUAUAGAUGAUGUCUCCAAGAUUAAUGAAGGAAUAGGUGACAAAAUGGGAUUGCUUUUUCAAUCACUAACAACAUUUAUAGCAGGAUUUGUUGUUGGUCUCAUAAGAGGAUGGAAACUAACUCUUGUGAUAUUAGCAGUCAGUCCUCUCCUGGGACUUUCAGCAGCCCUCUGGGCAAAGGUUCUCUCUGCUUUCACUGACAAAGAGCAAGCUGCAUAUGCAAAAGCAGGUGCCGUUGCAGAGGAAGUUCUGGCCGGAGUCCGUACAGUGAUAGCUUUUGGAGGACAGGAAAAAGAAAUCAAAAGAUACCAUAAAAAUUUAGAAGAUGCUAAAAGGAUUGGAAUAAAAAAGUCUAUUACAUCUAAUAUUUCUAUGGGUGCUGCUUUUUUGCUGAUAUACGCAUCAUAUGCAUUGGCCUUCUGGUAUGGAACUACCUUGGUCAUAAAUGAGGAUUACUCUAUUGGCAAUGUUCUUACAGUCUUUUUUUCUGUAUUGAUUGGAGCUUUCAGUAUUGGACAAACUGCUCCAAGCAUAGAGGCAUUUGCUAGUGCAAGAGGAGCUGCCUAUGCAAUCUUUAAUAUCAUAGACAAUGAACCUCAAAUUGACAGUUUUUCAGAGACGGGUCACAAACCCGACCACAUUAAAGGGAACCUGGAAUUCCAGAAUGUUUACUUCAGUUAUCCAUCUAGACCAGAUAUUGAGAUACUGAAGGGCUUGAAUCUCACAGUUAAUUGUGGCCAGACAGUGGCCCUAGUUGGUGGCAGUGGCUGUGGGAAAAGUACAACUGUUCAGCUUAUCCAGAGAUUUUACGAUCCCAAGGAAGGCACGGUUACCAUUGAUGGGCAGGAUAUCAAGACCCUAAAUGUAAGAUAUCUGCGGGAAAUUAUUGGUGUGGUGAAUCAGGAGCCUGUGCUCUUUGCUACUACCAUUGCAGAAAACAUUCGUUAUGGCCGUGAGGACAUCACCAUGGAAGAGAUUGAAAAAGCUACCAAGGAAGCGAAUGCUUAUGACUUCAUCAUGAAGCUACCAAAUAAAUUUGAAACUGUGGUUGGAGAAAGAGGGGCACAGCUGAGUGGAGGUCAGAAGCAACGAAUAGCAAUUGCCCGAGCUCUGGUUCGCAAUCCUAAAAUUCUUCUGCUUGAUGAGGCAACGUCAGCUUUGGAUACUGAGAGUGAAGCAGUUGUGCAGGCAGCACUGGACAAGGCCAGGGAAGGACGCACCACGAUUGUAGUAGCUCAUCGACUAUCAACAGUCCGAAAUGCAGAUCUUAUAACUGUUUUCAAAGAUGGAGUUAUCACUGAACAAGGGAAUCAUUUUAAAUUGCUUGAGAGAAAGGGAAUCUACUACAAACUUGUCAACAUGCAGGCAAUAGAAGCUGAAGCUCCAUCGUCAGAAGAAGAUGAAAAUGCACUUAGUGUCAAAAAAAGUGAAUCUGAACCAGAAUUUGAAGAAUCCUUAACAAGAGGACUGAGAAGACGAUCAACUCGAAGAAGUAUGAGAAAGCCAGCAGCACAAAUUGAUGAUUCUGAUGAGAAAACCAGUCCAUCUGAUGAAGAACUACCUCCAGCUCCCUUUCUGAAAAUUAUGAAGUUGAACAAACCCGAAUGGCUAUACUUUGUAUUUGGAAUUUUAAGUGCAGUUAUCAAUGGAGCUUUACAACCAUCAUUUGCCAUCAUAUUUUCAGAAAUUAUAGGGAUCUUUUCAGAAACCGACAAAGGCAUUUUAAGAGAAAAGAGCAACUUUUAUUCACUGAUGUUUUUAGUACUUGGGAUCAUAUACUUUCUAACUUUCUUUAUGCAGGGUUUCACGUUUGGCAAAGCUGGUGAAAUUCUUACAAUGAGGCUUCGAUUCAUGGCAUUUAAAGCAAUGCUUAGACAGGACAUGAGCUGGUUUGAUAAUACUAAAAACACCACUGGAGCAUUAACUACAAGACUUGCUAAUGAUGCGUCACAAGUGAAAGGAGCAACUGGUGUCAGACUGGCAUUGAUUGCCCAAAACAUAGCUAACCUGGGGACUGGAAUUAUUAUCUCAUUAGUCUACGGCUGGCAGCUGACGCUGCUACUUUUAGCUGUUGUGCCAAUCAUUGCAGUGGCAGGAAUGAUUGAAAUGAAGAUGUUGGCUGGACAUGCUAUAAAGGAUAAAAUAGAGCUGGAAGCUGCAGGAAAGAUUGCUACGGAAGCCAUAGAAAAUAUUAGAACUGUUGCUAGUUUGACCCGAGAAAGAAAAUUUGAGUUGAUGUAUGGAGAACAUUUGCUUGGACCAUACAGAAAUUCUGUGAAGAAAGCACAUGUGUUUGGACUUUGUUUUGCCCUUUCACAAGCAAUGAUAUUCUUUACCUACGCUGGCUGUUUCCGGUUUGGUGCCUAUCUAGUGGUAAAAGGACACAUGAAUUAUAAAGAUGUGUUUUUAGUGUUUUCAGCUAUUGUAUUUGGUGCAAUGGCAUUAGGACAAAGCAGCUCUUUUGCUCCAGACUAUGCCAAAGCCAAGAUAUCAGCAGCCCACUUGUUUCUGCUGUUUGAAACAGUACCUGCCAUAGAUAGUUACAGUGAGGAAGGAGAGAAACCUGAUACAUUUGAGGGAAACAUAACCAUCAGAGAUGUGUCAUUUAACUACCCAAACCGACCACAGGUCAAAAUCCUCCAAGGUUUGAAUCUAAAAGUAGAAAAGGGACAAACUCUGGCUCUUGUCGGUAGCAGCGGCUGUGGAAAGAGUACUGUUGUUCAGCUGCUGGAGAGAUUUUAUGAUCCACUUGAUGGAGAAAUGCUUUUUGAUGACAAAAAUGCAAAGACUUUAAACAUCCAGUGGCUGAGAGCUCAGAUUGGUAUCGUCUCACAAGAACCAAUGCUGUUUGACUGCACUAUUGCUGAAAACAUUGCAUAUGGAGAUAACAGUCGGGAAGUGUCGUAUGAGGAAAUUGUUAAUGCAGCAAAAGAAGCCAACAUUCAUUCCUUCAUUGAUGCUUUGCCAGAUAAAUACAAUACCCGCGUAGGAGACAAGGGAACUCAGCUGUCUGGUGGCCAGAAGCAACGUAUUGCUAUUGCCCGAGCUCUUGUACGUCAGCCCCAAAUUCUGCUACUGGAUGAAGCUACAUCUGCCUUAGAUACCGAAAGUGAAAAGAUUGUCCAGGAAGCACUGGAUAAAGCCAGAGAAGGUCGCACCUGCAUUGUGAUAGCUCACCGCCUCUCCACCAUCCAAAAUGCUGACAAGAUAGCUGUGAUCCAGAACGGCAAAGUUGUAGAACAAGGGACCCAUCAGCAGCUGCUUGCUGCAAAAGGCAUCUAUAAUUCUCUGGUCAAUGUUCAAAGUGGGUCAUGCAACAUGUAAAUUAAAGAAAAUACUUAUUUCUGAAUUGUCACUUUAAUUAUUUCAAUACUGCUAUUUUUUGUCACUGUAAUUAUUUUGGUAUCAAUAGUUAGUCUUGAUACUUCUGGAUUUCCUCCUUCCUUUCAAAAGUCCUACAAAACCAGAAAAAAACUAAGUAAAUAUAUACCAGUUUCUCAAUACUACUUUUCAUUAUACUAACCACACACUACUAUCAUAGGCCUUGUGUAAGGCACAGUCAGUCCUGGUGUUUUAAGGUUGUUAUCAACUUGUUAUGAGAACUUACAGGUCAGCUGGAGCUUGAUACUAGAUGUCUCUAGUUGUGAUGUGGAGUUUUAGCCUGAGAUGACAGCAAACAUCUUGAAAAUAUGGGCACAGGCUGAAAUCAAAUGUCCCAGAAGUUUAAGUACUUCAUGGAUGGUCUGUUACUGAUCGUUGAAGAGGUGCAACCUUAAGACCUGGGAAAAGACUCUUUGAAGCAUGACACAGAAAAGAAGCAGCAGAUAAGAAAAAACAAAACUAUAACUGUUGGGCAAGGCAAAAAACCCAUAACUGUUGGGCAAGGCAAGGUACCUGCUGCAGCCUGGAAAAGUGCUCUUGACAAGUUUCUCAAAGUCCUAGGAGUCAGAGGUCAAUGGCUAAGAACUCUCUAAAGACUGCAGUAUUUUAUAAAAGGUGGAAACAUUGAAUUUGGGCAAAGGAAGGACACUCUUUUCAGUGUUAGCUUCCUUCAUUGAAAAGCUCUUGAACCUAAUCACCUUGGUGACUAAGACUCUCAAGGACUGUAAUCAUCAGUGCUGAUUACAUAACACCAUCUCUGAGGUAUUGUGUGUUAGUUGCUAAUUUAGGAUGACUGUUAAAGACUAACUGUUUUCAAUAUGUAGUAAUAAUGAUUAUUAAUUAAUUAAUAAUUCUGAUUAAUUAACCAUUAGAAAUGUAUAUUGUUAAUUAAUAUCUAUGCAGUAAAGGGUUUUUUUUAAGUUUAAAAUCGGCCUGAUUAAUCAGUCUUCCACACUUCCAUCAUAGCAAUUUCUGAUUCCCCAAGAUUUAUACAUGAGCUAUCACAUCUACAUGUAGUUGCUUACACACACAGCCUAACUGACAGGCAGUUAGGCUCAUCAAUGUACUAAUAACACUCCCCAGAAUGUUGAUUUGUGCAGUUGCAUUGUGUUCCUCUUGAAUCUCUUACCUGUUUUCUUCUGUUCCUGACUUAAAUGAAAAUACCUAUGCUACUGCUCACAUUUGCUUUGCUUUCAGAACUUCCUUUUGGAAGACAACCACCAGAUUAGUGCUAUUGUGCUACCACCAGUUGCCUCGUCGUGUAAUCUUUAAUCACAGAGCCAAAAGGACAGGCAGGGGCCUUCAAAAAUGUGCUCUUCACCAUAUUCUAUCAAUACACUUUUACAUUAUAAUUCUUGACCCAAAUAAAUGGUUGACUGACCUAGGACAAUUCUGCACAGUGCAUUGCUCAGUUCUGCUCCAAGGGCCAUUUUUCAACUGUGUCUUUCUAGAGGACAUAAGAGAUUUUACUUCCUACCUCUUCCUUUUCAGUUAGGCUCUGAGGCAUUUUCAUUCACCUUCAUAUCAUAAGAUAUGUAUCUGAACUCUGAGUUCUCCUCACGAGAAUAGUCAGCACUUGUCUUCAACUGUAAGCAGCCUAAACACUUGAUAAUACUUACGUGUUAUUUUAAAGAUCUUUUGGCUUUGUUCUUCUUUUGAGAGCUUGCAACAGUUUCAAGCAGACCUUACUUUUCUGGAGCAAGGUAAUCUAGCAGUGCUUUUCAUACAUUUCUCAUGCCUCUUGCCCCAUUACCUUUGGAACGAGUCUUCCGAGAGAUGUCAGCAUUGAUAUCACUUUGGCAAACUGAAUCACUUUCCAAGCAUAUACCAUUGACUGUAGGAAAAAGGAAGCAAGAAGUACAUAAGUUCAACAGUCUGCUAGCCCUCCUGCUGAAAGAACUAAUCAAAGGAGUGUGUUCAGAAUUAAAAUGGGGUUUAGCUCUAGAAAGCCUUUCUUAGUGUAGAUUCCUAUCAGGGUAUUGAAUACUAGUGUCCGGUUGUCCACCAUUCUCCAACAUAUUUACCCCUACAAGGGCAAUUUGCUGUUCCUUAUGCAACAAAUAUUUCACUAUUGUUUCUGAUAUAGAACGAAGGCAUAAAUAAAUUCUGAAAUUCUCCCUCCCCUCAAAUGAUUCUGAAGAAGUAUUUCUCACCAGUGCCAUAGGCCAUGUACCAUCUUUAAACAAAGACUGUAAACUGGUUCUAGAUCUCCCCUAGUCUCUUCUUCGGGCAUUCCCUCAAAGCUCUUCCUGAACUAUCCCAUAUGCUAGGAGGUGUUCAACAAUCUUCCACACUGACAGAGACUCCCCAUCAGUCUCACUUUAAUGAAACCUACUUCCAUGUGAGUAAAUCCUUUGAACCUGUUUUCUCUUUCUUGCCACUAUGCUUGUCUAUGAAAGCAACUCUUCCUGGUAGCAUUAAUUUCUGCAAGACACUAAAGACCUCCUUGAAACAUUUGUUAAUGGGUAAUUAUUGUAAUCAUUCAUAGUACAAAUAGACAUACAGUUAAUCUGUUCCUGAAGGUGUAUUGUCUACCCAUACAUUUAUAACUCUUCCUCCUAUUCCUCUCCUUAAAAAUCCAAUCUACCUUGUAGACUUGGUCAUUGGAAGGAAAGAAAACAGCGGCUUGGAGGGGAGGAGAGACAUGAGACAGUGCCUCUGAAUACAGGGUAAAACCACUCAACUAGCAAGUCCUGUACGAAAAAGCCACUUUAUGAAUGUAUCUAUAGACUGUCUAAAUAACUGUUAUUGUCAAGUACCUAGACUUUCUUCUAGAUAAAUUAUCUAGAACAAUGUAGUUUAGUCAUACAUUCCUUCUCUAUUUCUCAGAUAGGACAGUAUCUAUAAUUGUGGUUAUUUUAAUGCAGUGAAUUUCAAAAAAAAAUAGGAGACAGGACCAGCAGCCACUUCAAGUCUUUUGCUGUGAAUUCUGAUAUCAAUAGAAAUGAGAUAGAUAUCAAAAGUAGAGAAUAUCAAAAGUAGAGAAUAUCAAAAGUAGAGAAUAGGAAGGAAAAGAGCAGAACACACGAGGACAACUAUCUUUAGCAAGCCCUGUUAUUGUAAGAUGAGAACAUUUCCUUUUGUCUUUGUUCCUGUGUACAUUUCAUUCUAGCUGUACUCUAUUAACUGAGGUGAUCAGUACUCUAACACUUCUGCUGUAGAGGUCUAGGACAGGAAUGCAUCUAACACAAAGUGAACAUUCAUGCCUAAAUUAAGUUCUCUAGGCAAGCCCAUCUAAUGCAGAGUCAAUAAAGGCCUGAUCAAUGGAAUCUAGGGCAUUUUUCCCAUUUUGAAGUUGCUUUCGCUAGCAGGUCAGAUUAACAACAGUAGACAGAAUGAGUCACACUUUGAAUGACUGCUGUAUUAAAAUAAGGAUCUUAGAUCUCGCACUACUUAUUGUCUCAAAAAGUAGAUCUGUAAAUACUAGCUGCAGUUUUUUAUUCACCAAGCCAGAUACAUUUUUUACGGAAAUACUAGGAAUUGUAUGGGGCUGUUUUAAAAUGCUCAAAUCUAUACUAAGUCUUCAGUGAUUCCUUGACAUGCACAUAUUUCAUAGUAAUGUAGAAGAACAAAUCAUUUCUAUGUUUUUAAAAAAAAACAAACAAAAAGCCAAACAAAACUUAUACGCACAAUUUCUAAGGGAGGGAUAAAAAAGGCACCGUGAAAUGACAACAGAUUUCUCCAUCCACAAAGUGAGUUCAGCAUAGGAAGUCCUAAUCCAAAUGAAGCUUUCCCAAGAUUUUCUGUUGGGUAGCUCUACAGAAGAUUUAUCUCCAUGUACCUGUCUAUUCUUCAAUGCAAAUGAUGAAUGGUUAAAGAUGAACAUCAUUUGCAUAUCUGCCAAAUCAGAAACAACAUAGACAUUGCUCUUCAUGCUUGCCAGAGUUGAGAAAUACAGUUCAGGAUGCUAAGAUUUCAAGGUUCAACUUGAUAAAGGUACAUUCAAUGAAGCACAGAACAACCUAGUUUUGCAGAUAUUUAUAAUUUCAUUUCCUGCAAUUUCCUGAGGAGCUUGAUUAAUUAUCAGAAACGUAGUUGCUCAUUUCACUCUCAUUUGAAGAUAUUUGAAAUCUUUCCUUUGAAGAUAUGGUUGUUCUUUCUAACUCUCAUUCUUCCAUUAUCACCUAUGAGACUUGAAAGACACAAAAAAUGCAUGUGCUUUCUAUCUAAGAAUCUUUCAUUGAUAAAGAAUUUCUGAAUUACCCUUCAAAAUUUCCUCAAGAAUUCCUCUUGAAAACAUGAAAAGCUAUGAGAAAUUUCUGUAUCUCAACUUUCACGCGUUUUCUUUGAGUUCACUGCAGAAAGCGUGUAUUUUCAUCAUUUUCUCCAAUACUAUUAAUCUAUUGUUUUUCUUUCUGCGGCUAUGUUUUUAAUUUGCCACGUGAUAGAUUAAUUUGUUCAGACAAUAGAUAAAUUAAUAUGAAUUUUCUUUUAUGAAUUUCUUUUUCUUCUCUUCUUCAUGCCUACCUUCUUCAGCUCAAUAUAUAGUGUUCCAUCUUGUCUAUCUUGGAAUUUAAAUCAAAGACCUUUCAUUUAUUUCUUCCUAAUUUAAUCUGAUUUGUCACAAAAUAUUUUAAGAUAAAGGAUAAGGUUAAAGAAAAGUCCUCUGAUGUAUUAAAAAUAUUUCUGAGUAUUACAAGAGCAAAGAGGUUUCCAUUUAGUCUGGGUAAUUUGAUUCCAGUUCUAGAAUUUGAGUGCCGUUUUCGUUAGUGAAAGACUUCUUGAAGAGGUAUUACUUUAAACGCCACUAUCAUUCUACAUUGAAUUUCACAUGUCCUAUAAUUUAUAAAGAACAGAGAUAGAAAUUUACAAAAUAGAGUAUUAAAAUGCUGUAGCUAUGAUAAAGUAAAACUUUCCACCUGCGAGACUACAGCCAUUUUACCACUGGCAUCAGUAUUUAUUACUAGGUGAAUUUACUA